AUGCCAAAUUUCAUGAAGAUAGUUUGUCAAAUAAAAAAGCUUUCCAUACAAGAACUUUUGACCGAUCUGUUUGUAUGACAGCUAUAUGUAUAGUGGUCUUAUAUCGGCGAUUCCAACAAAUGACCAGCUUCUUGGAGAGAAAAGGACGUGUGAUCAAAUCAAUAUCUCAAAAACUUAAAAACUAGUUUACGUAUAUACAGACAGACAGAUGGACAUGGCUAAAUCGUAUCAGCUCGCCACGUUGAUCAUAAUAAGUUGUUAUAGUAACAUAUAUGUAUAUGUAUAUAUAUAUAUUAUAUGUAUGUAUAUACAUAUGUAUAUUCCAUAUUAUAGAGUCUUAGACGUUUCCUUCUGGGUGUUAGAAACUUCAUGACAAACUUAAUACUCGUACAUGGUAUAAAAAGUGUUUUUGAGAAAACUUACAUAAUGUCAGAACUUUUGAAAUAUGAAAUAUGAAAAAAAACAUCAAAAUUUUGUUCACACAAAAUUCUCUUCUUCAAAAGGCAAGGCAAGCAGAUAAACUAGCGCUUUACGGCAUCUGAAUUGGGCAUCAAUAUCUCCACGCAGUCACAGUUCUCUCAGAACUCUACUACUAGGUUCCAGGUGAAAUGUAUGCUCCCUGUGCAAAAGCGUGUCUGCUGGAUGAUCGCGAUGUUAAAACAAAGCUUGCCCGUACGGUGAAAUUCUACAAUGGUGUUAAAGUACCCAUCGUAGGACUAGGCACUGCAAAUUUAGAAGCGCACAUUACAACGCGUUGUAUAAAGGACGCUAUCGAUGCUGGCAUACGGCAUAUAGACUGUGCGCCAAUCUUUUGCAAUCAAGAAGAGGUUGGACAAGCAAUAAAGGAGAAAAUCGCUGAGGGUCUCAUAAAAAGAGAACAGCUUUACAUAUCCAGCAAGCUUUGGGAUUCACGGCACGGUCCAAAAUGGGUGCGCCGCUCAUUAGAGGAAACCCUAAAGCAAUUGCAAGUAGAUUAUCUCGAUAAUUAUGUCAUGCACACACCCAUGGGUUUCAAAGAUGGUUUUGAAAAUUACCCACGCAAUAAUAGAGGUGAAAUCUUGUUCUCGGAUGUCGAUUAUGUAGACACAUGGCGUGUAAUGGAGACUUUGGUGGACGAUGGGCUUGUACGUUCAAUUGGUCUGGCCAAUUUUAAUGAAGAGCAAAUCGUACGCCUACUGGGAGUGGCACGUAUACCGCCGGCAAACCUACAGGUGGAAUGUCAUCCGUAUUUGACACAAACGAAAUUAAUGGAUUUAUGCUGUAACCAUAAUAUCAUUUUUAUGGCUUGCAAUCCAACCGGACCGAGUAAGAGGCAUAGCAAUAUCGUACCACUUAAGAGUAAUCCGAAAAUCUUAUGUUUGGUAAAGAAAUACGGUAAAAACACUGCUGAGAUAUUAAUCCGGUACCAAGUGCAACGCGGCAACGUUGUAUUGCCGCGAACAACUCAAAAAGACCAUAUGAUACAAAAUGUAAUGAUUGAAAGUUUUAAACUAUGCCCGAAGGAUUUUGAAAUGCUUGAAUUGAUGAAUUGCAACUUCCGAAAUAAUACGCUUGCUUACGCCUCUGGACAUACACAUCAUCCUUUCGAAAAUGAUUGCCUUUGAACUUUCACUUUGACUACGAAAAUAUUUGGAGAAUUCCAACCUUCGUUUAUACAUUGAACUAUUUUCAAAAACUGAAUAGUAUACAAAUUUAAGAAAAAGAAGACAAAGAACUCAAAAGUCAAUCAAAAACUUAAAAAUUUUUAGUUUUUCAAAAUUUAAUUUUUCGUAUUUACCAAAAUUGAAACUAUACCAACUUAAAAAAUAAAAUGUUAAUAUUUAUAAUAAAUUGACUAACAAAUAAUUUGUGGCAUAUUUUCUAAAUUAAGAAUGAAAAAAAUUAACAAUAAUUCAUUAAAAAUAAUAAGUAAAAUUCCUUUUCGGCAAUAUUCUGGUGAAUACCGCAUAUUUCAUUUUACAGGAUUUGGAAACACACCAAAGAAUGAUAGAUGCGGGGAAAUUAGGAAAUUACUAAUUCCUAAAACACUUGGAGAAGCAAGUAAAAUAAGAGAUACGCUAACAUCUAAGGACAAUGUGCCAAAAAAUGCAAUAAAAUCUGCGACAUCUUUGAAAAAUUUAACAAACACCGCUUUGCUGAAAAGCUCUUCCAUUACAACAAUAACUUCGAAAACACCAAAUGAAUGUGCUGAAAAAAAACUUGAGAAGAAAUCUGACAAACUCAAAUGUUUAAGGCCAGUUCCACGUAUAAAGUUGGUUGACGAACCACCAGACGACUGCAAUGUUAGAAAGGCCGAAAUGCCAACCGUUAAAUUGCGUGAUGGUUAUGUAAUGCCCAUGUUUGGACUUGGUACUUGGGGUGCACCAAUUAUUAAAGCUGAAAAAGCAGUUAAGCAUGCUUUGAAAGUGGGUUACCGCAUGAUUGACUGUGCGCAUGUUUACGAAAAUGAAGAGGCUGUUGGUAAGGCAAUAAAUAAAUCGAUUGAAAAGUGCAUUGUUAAACGCGAGGAGCUAUUUAUAAUAAGUAAAUUGUGGAAUACCUUUCAUGAGCCCCAUUUAGUGUUGAGUGGCUGCCAGCAAUCUUUGUGUGAUUUAAAAUUAUCGUAUCUUAACCUAUACAUCAUACACUGGCCUAUGGGUUAUAGAGCUGGAGAUGAUCUGAUACCCUAUGAUGCAUGUGGUCGCGUGAUUGGCUCCCGUGUAGAUUAUACUGAGACAUGGAAAGCAAUGGAGGAGUUAGUUGAACGGCGCUUAACACGGUCCAUAGGCCUUUCUAAUUUCAAUAAGAAUCAAAUUGAGCGUAUUUGGAAAAUUGCUAAAAUAAAACCAGUUGUCAAUCAGGUUGAAUGUCAUCCAUAUUUAAACCAAAAACGUCUGAAAGCUUAUUUAAAGAAAAAGGGAAUUGUACUUGUUGCGUACAGUCCAUUGGGAGCGCCAGCUAGACCCUGGGUGAGGAAGGAUGAGCCAAAGGUGUUGGAUGAUAAUCUGAUUAAGACAAUAGCUUUUAAUACUGGACGCACACCGGCGCAAGUUUGCAUUCGUUAUCAAAUACAGCGCGGUAAUCCGGUCAUACCGAAAUCAGUGACACCAAGUCGUAUAGAGAGCAAUUUUGAUGUGGCAAGUUUUGAAUUGUCUGAUCAAGAGAUGAAAAUAUUAGAUAAGUUAGAUAGAAAACUGCGUUUCGUGCCUUUAUCACAAUUAUCAAAUCAUCCACACUAUCCAUUUCAUGACGCCUUUUAAUAUACCUUUCACUAACAAAUACUUAUUUCAAAAUUACUAAAUAUUACAAGGAAUAUUUAUGAAAUUCUUACUUCAAUAGGUACAACAUUUUAUUUCAAUCGCAUAAAGUACUCUUCGGGGUGAAAAAAAUUUAUUAAGUAGUAUGAAGCAAUAAUAAAGGUACAAUUUCGAAAAAAUAA
Messenger RNA from Bactrocera oleae (olive fruit fly), 3418 nucleotides. Its product is annotated as aldo-keto reductase family 1 member B1-like. Gene Ontology annotation, cellular component: cytosol. The record is from RefSeq and is a predicted model, not a curated record. Gene Ontology annotation, molecular function: aldose reductase (NADPH) activity. Lineage: Eukaryota; Metazoa; Arthropoda; Insecta; Diptera; Tephritidae.